This is a messenger RNA of Fusarium odoratissimum NRRL 54006, 3474 nucleotides long. RefSeq lists its product as uncharacterized. The coding region runs from base 775 to 2238 and encodes 487 amino acids. The transcript is spliced from 2 exons. Gene Ontology annotation, molecular function: calcium ion binding; calcium-dependent phospholipid binding. Gene Ontology annotation, cellular component: cytoplasm. Lineage: Eukaryota; Fungi; Ascomycota; Sordariomycetes; Hypocreales; Nectriaceae. The record is from RefSeq and is a predicted model, not a curated record.
AGAGAACAUGUCUCUGCUGAGCCCCGAAGUUGGUCAUGAUCUGGAUGUCAUUCGACCUGUUCUUUUCCAACUCUGGCUUCUUUGCUGGACUCAAUAAUCUGCUUUAUAACACCCUGAAAUAAUUGACAAGGUAUCUAUGUUCUUGAAACCAUUUUUGUCUAAUCCACUUCCAUUGGAGAGGCAAAGUAGGCAAGCCUUGAGAAAUAAUCUUCUGUGCUCACAUGUCCCCGCUAGCAAUCAGGUGACGUUUCGCUCAAGUGCCUUGUAGCAGGGCUCUAAAUCGCCAAGACACUUCAAUCAACAAGGCUCCAUAUCACUGCGCCCAGAUAAUCGCAAGCUCCCAUUCCGUCUGUUAUUGACCAUACAAUUGAUUGAUUGAAUGCACAUGCGACGAUCGUUCCUUUUCCAAUCCUCAUAGCCUUCUUCAACCAAUCCUACUUGCAAGCCACAAACAGCCCGUUCUGCCUUGUUUGCCCCGCACCUUCUCUUUAUCGGAUAGAUCAACGGGGAUCGGGUCAUAUUAGGUCUCGAUAGCAAUCAGCCUAAUGGCGACACAGCCACUUGCAAGACGCCAGUGAGGCAUCAACGCCGGAUUGCGGUAGCACGACCGCUAAGAUGAUAGUGGGAGGCAACCAGGAAGAGGCCUCCACGCUGCGAUCCCCCGCCUGUCAGAUUUAGUUUAAUAGGGCUGAACAGGUCCAAGACUUUGCGUGCAUCAGCAUCAACUUCCAAACAUCGCUUAAUUGAAGGUUAAACAGUCUAUUCACUACCUAAAUGUCGCAACCUCCUUACUGGCAAGGUUCCCAGGGCGGCGCGCCCCCUCAGCCGGGCUAUCCGGGACAGCAGCAGCCUGGCCAGGGCUACUACCAGCCACCUCCAGGCCAACAACCGCCUUACGGCUACCAGCAGCAAGGCCCACCUGGAGGACAGCCAAAUCAGCCAUAUCCUCCUGCAGGCCAACAAUACCCUCCUCCAGGUCAGCAAGGCCAAUAUCAGCAGCAUUCACAAGCCUAUCCACAACAGCCUCCUUACGGCCAGCAAGCCCCCGGACACCAAGCGCCUUACGGGCAACAGCCUCCUCCGGCUCCUUAUGGACAGGGACAGUAUCCUCCCCAUCAAUACGGCGGUCCUCAGCAAGGCCAGCCUCCAUACCCUGGUCAGCAACAACCGCAGCCACCGUACCCAGGUCAACAAUGGCACCAGCAGCCUGGACAGCAGCAAUAUAGUGGGCCGCCAGUAAACGUUCCUCCAACGCCAGCAUCGCCAGGUUAUGACCCAGCCCAAAAGGCAUGGGUCAAGCCUGUAGACACCGCAGCAGACGUGGAGGCUCUCCGAAAGGCCAUGAAGGGAAUGGGCUGUGAUGAAAAGGCUCUGAUUCGUGUUCUCGUCAGCCCCAAAUACGCUGAUCCAUGGACUAUGGCCCAGCUAGUCCGGGACUACAAUAGCCGUUUCAUGCGCGAUCUCGCAAAGGACAUCGAAAGCGAGACCCGUGGCGACUUUGAGACAUGUCUUCUCGCUCUGAUUCGCGGGCCAUUGGAGAAUGACGUUCAAAAUCUGUCAAAGGCUCUCAACCGCGCUGGCACCGAUGAAGAUGCGUUGAACGAUGUUCUUCUCUGCCGCUCAAAUGCAGAUAUUCGUGCUAUUACAGCCGAGUACAAGCGUUUCCGAGGCAAAGACCUUCUGGUCGAUAUCAAGGAGGAUGUCGACGAUACCCUCUACCGACUCUACAGCAUGGUUCUUGCCGCCAGGCGAGCGGAGGAUAAUGCUCCAGUGAUUCCUCACGAGAUUGACCAGAAGAUUACAGAACUGCAGAGGGCCACUGAGGGUACAAUCGGUGCCAACGCUGUUUCUGUAGCCCAAAUAUUCACCAGCAGCAACGACGCCCAAGUUCGUGCAAUGAACGAUGCAUAUCAACACAAAUAUCACCGCAGUCUUGAGAGUGUUAUUGAGAAGGAGUUCCGCGGUGACAUGGAAGACGUGCUGCUGCGGAUACUAUACCAUGCACAGGAUCGAGCUCGAUCUGAUGCAGGCAGACUCAGUAUGCCACUGAACAAGUCGAUGCGCAAGGACCGUCUCUUCAUCAACAGACUCGUCAGUCUCUACUGGGAUCAGGGGCGCUUAUAUCAGACAAAGCAGGCGUAUAAGCCAGUGACUGGUGCUACGUUGAGUGGGAAUAUCAAGUCGGUGCUGAGCGGUGACUACAAGGACUUUGCUCUGGCAUUGAUUGGUGAGAAAUAGGUAUUAUGAAGCAAUGUUGGAUACUCUGUCAAAGGUUGUUUAUUUUGAACAUGCAGUCAGAUUACAAGCCUUGAUCAAGUUAUCUUGUUGUGAUGCAAAGUAUAUACGGGACUUUUAAUAGCUUAAGUCCUUGGUUGCGAAUGCGAUACGUGAAUAUAAUAAAGGCUUACCUGCGGCCGAGAAGUGCAAUGCUCACAACCCUUCAACAAUCUGUGGAGCACCAGAUGGAAGGCACAUAUCAAUGUCAGUGUUGGAAAUGCGUCCCCCUCCAAGAAUGUCAGGACUCACUAUGAGUGGCUUGUAAUAAGUCACAAUGUUCGGCCCCCUUGCGAAUCUCGCCUGAUUUCUAUCGUCUUUAGUCCAUAUUACUCUUUAAUUUCUCUGGCCACCUGGUGAGAUGACCUGGUUGUCUGAGCUGACACAUAAUGGUGGUCUACCAUGUUGGUGGCAUGAUGUAUCAAAGGUUGCACGUUAGGGACAGAUAUACGGUCUUGAAGCGCCACAACAGACUGCUAGCAAAUUACGAGCGAGAAUACCCAAAACAUGUGCUGACGAGAGAUUAUUUGCACUUUCAGUCGCAUGAGAGCCUGCUUUCGGUCGUAUUAAGAAAUCAGGCUGGCGGUUAAGACUUUGGUACUUAAUCCCCGUCUCUCGCGUCCUCCUUCUUUCUCUGUAUCUUCCUUCUUUUCUUGCCCUUUAGCGUCUUUUAGCAUCUCACGUUGAAAUAUCGUUCAGGUAAACCGACACAAUGCACAAUCCGUACUCACAGGUUUGCGCUAUCCCUCAGUGCAACAGACCACGCAAACACUUCACCACUAAGAUCUCGCCAUGGUGCCAAUACCAUGUUUGCCCUACGUGUACAGGCCGUUCGAAGCGAGCAGCGUAUCGAGCCUGCUUUGUUUGCAAUCCUCCACCACGCGACGACGACUGCUGCAUUGUGAUGUAGCGUCAUUAUGGUACGACUGAAGCAGAAGCACUAUGUUUCUUUGCAGACCUCAGUUUCACAUGGCGACAGGGAGCUAGAACAGAGUUCUUCGCUUUGUAGACAUUAUUAUAUUAUUAGCAUGCGUUGGCCGGUCAUUGUGACUUCCUAUCAAGUGGAUAAGCUGGUGAUACAGCGUCAGCAUACUCACCGGUCCAGCCUACAUGGUCCUGGCAUACAUGUUGAGGCUACCAUAUCAAUGCAACAGCGCCUUUUGAGAUAAUGAUUGAAUGCUUUACGGUGUGACCUCCACG